AUGCCGCUUCACCGAAAGGACGGAAGCCCUCCCUUUGCAACGACCGGGGUUGGUGGCGAGAGAAUGAAAGAAGAGCGGCGGUUUUCAGAGAACGAACGGCGCCUGCCGGGGAAACAUGAUCAUGUUGAUACACAUGAUGUUGAGUCAGGAGCCUACAGGGCUACUGCCACCACUAUUGCUGCUAGUAGCACAGCUAUUACAAUCAGCCAGAACCCCAGCAGCGCCGGUGCUUCUGUUUCUAACUAUGCUGCAGGGCAGAGAAGGCACCUGUGGGGCGGAGGGAGGGAUGGAUUUCAGGAGAGAAGAGGAGAGGUAUUGGGAUGUGGAAGCAACCAGCAACGUCCCCAGCAAGGACUCCCUCCACCGGGGGUGACAAAUCAGCCACCGCCCCAUUCCCAGGGGCCCUGUCCCAGUGACCAUCCGGACCGUUCAUCUCAACAGCGGCAGGCCUUCCGGGCCGCACUGGUGGACGGCAGGAUGCCGCCAGGUGGAGCCAUCAUGCCACAGCACCCACCACCCCAUGAUCCUCAGAUACCCUUCCCCAGUGAACCUAGUAGGGAGCGCUCAUUUCAACCGCAGGCCUUCCGGGCCUCACUGGUAGAUGGCAGGCUGCUGCCACGUGGAGCCAUGGCGCGGCAGCUGCAGCUCCAAGCAUCGCCACCACUGGCCGUGAACCGACCCCGGCCAGGUGCCGCCGGUACUACUUGUCGUAUGGGUUGUCCAGUGCCGCCCGAUCGGCAAUAUCAGCAUGAAGAUAGUAAUGAUGAUGAUGACGACGCCGCCGGUCGACCAGGAGGUGAUUGCCAAGUGAAUGCCGGUUCUGUCAUAGCCGCAGGUACUACUGGAAGAACAGCACUACCCUCUGAUAAGGCCCCGUCGUCAGACGUCGUCAGGCUCAUCGAAGCUCUGCUCCGAACCGCCCGAGCAGGUUCGGGUUCCGAACCACCCUCUCCCGAGGCUGCACAAGCUGCAGCAGCAACUCCUGUAGUCCGUGCUACGGACGCAGCAGGAAACGGCGCCAAGCAGGCGGAUGUAGCAGCUGCAUCGUUUACUGCCACCUGCCGCCUUGCUGCUGCAACAGCAUCCCAUGCUGAAGUGAUCCUGGGAGGGCAGCAAGAGCAAGGGCAACAGCAGGAGGGAACGGAGAAGGAGAAGGAACGGCACGAGGAGGAGCAGGUGGAGGAGGAGGAGGAUGAGGAGGAAGACGAGGAGGAGGAAGAAGAGAAGGAAGAAGAGGCGAAGGAAGAAAAGGAAGAGGCAGAAAGGGAGGAGGAAGAGGAAAGUCCACAACAGCAGGAGGGGAAGCGGCAGGAGCAUCAAGGAGAGGAGAGGGAGCAGAACGAGGACGACGACGUAAAGCAGGAUGUCGAGGAGCGGGAGAAGCAGGCUCGGGAGAAGCAGGCUCGGGAGAAGCAGGCUCGGGAGAAGCAGGCUCGGGAGAAGCAGGCUCAGGAGAAGCAGGCUGAGGAGAAGCAGCGGAAGCGGCAGCGAGACGCGGUGGCAGUGGGAAUAGUUGGCAUGAUCAAGAACCUCGCAGUGGCUGCUGCUAGCCUGCUGCCCCCCCACCAGCAGCACAGCGCUCUCCUACCUCUCAUCCCUCUGCUGCCCAACCUGCAGCAGGUAGCAUCAAAUUUGCCGAGGCAGGGUCUGCCGAACCAAGCUUUGCCAGACCAGGCUCCGAUGGACCGAGGGAACUGGGCUCCCAAGGGGGGAGGCAAAGCAGACGGAAACCAGGAGGCUGCAAGGGGGACAGCCAGGCAGGGGGUAAAGCAGGAGGCUACAGGGGGGGCAGUCAGGGGAGGGGUGAAGCAGGAGGCUGCAGGGGGGGCACUCAGGGGAGGAGUAAAGCAGGAGGUUUCAGACGGGUCUGGGCCCUCGUGUGGCUUCACUGCCCGUCCAGACACUUUCUAUGCUUCAAGGUGUCAACUCUACUCCUGCUGUUGCCGUCGCUCUGUCCCUCGUGCUUCUGCCCCUCCUGCCUUUGCUCCUCCCACCUCUGGCCCUCCCUAUGUCUGCUCUCUGCUCCUCCACAAGGAGGAUAAACUGCCUUCCUCUCCCCCCCAUUCCUCUCCCCCCCAUUCCUCUCCCCCCCAUUCCUCUCCCCCCCAUUCCUCUCCCCCCCAUUCCUCUCCCCCCAAUUCCUCUCCCCCCCUUCCUCUCCCCCCCAUUCCUCUCCCCGCAUUCCUCUCCCCCCCAUUCCUCUCCCCCCCAUUCCUCUCCCCCCCAUUCCUCUCCCCCCCAUUCCUCUCCCCCCAAUUCCUCUCCCCCCCAUUCCUCUCCCCCCCAUUCCUCUUCCCCCCAUUCCUCUCCCCCCAAUUCCUCUCCCCCCCAUUCCUCUCCUCUCCAGCAAGUACCAGCCAGCUCAUUCUCCCUUCUUCCCUCCACCUUUCUUUUCCUCUCCGCCCCCACCCCUUCACCUCCUCCCCUACAGCCUUCAUCUGCCCCGAGCCUGGGUGCCAGCACAACAAGCACCACCCUCGCUUCCUCCCUGGCCUCAUCCUCUUCCCUUGUCCGCCUCUCCUCUCCUCUCCCUCUCCUCUUCCUCUCCUCUCCCUCUCAUCUUCCUCUCAUCUUCCUCUUCUUCCCCCCUGGCCCUCCUCUCCUCUUCAUCUCCCCCUACAGUCUUCACCUGCCCUGAGCCGGGCUGCCAGCACAACGAGCACCACGCUCGCUCCUCCCUUGAAUCAUCCUCUCCACCUUGCCCACCUCUCCUCUUCCUCUUCUCUUCCCUCCGCCCCUAUCCCCUCAGCUCCUCCCCCACAGCCUUCUCCUGCCCCGAGCCAGGCUGCCAGCACAACGAGCACCAUGCUCGCUUCCGUCCGCUCAAGUCCCUUGCUUCGCUGCACACCCACCACCUCCGCGUGCAUGGCAACAGGCCCUUCACGUGCUCCCGCUGCCAGGUGA
Closterium sp. Yama58-4 is the source of this 2904-nucleotide messenger RNA. Lineage: Eukaryota; Viridiplantae; Streptophyta; Zygnematophyceae; Desmidiales; Closteriaceae. The record is from the annotation of a GenBank genome assembly.